This is a messenger RNA of Baudoinia panamericana UAMH 10762, 3293 nucleotides long. RefSeq lists its product as uncharacterized. Lineage: Eukaryota; Fungi; Ascomycota; Dothideomycetes; Mycosphaerellales; Teratosphaeriaceae. The transcript has 2 exons. The record is from RefSeq and is a predicted model, not a curated record. Bases 490 to 3177 code for a protein of 895 amino acids.
CCUGCCCAGGGUUUUCCGUCACGGCACCAUCACGGCACUCUGGACGAAGGCAACAUCUCAUAGCAGCGCACUCUAAUCUCGUACGUUUCAGACCACGCCAGCGCCAAAUCCAGCGUGCCGGGUCCAGCAGCUUUGAUCCUUAGGCCCCUGCAAGAUGAAGGGUUCGCAUUGUCUGAUGGCACGUCUGGUGCGCCUGUUCUGACCUCUUACCGUUCCUCUACAGCCGCGUUGGUCGGAUGUUCUGCCAAAGACGCAUACCAAGAUGAAGGAGCAUCGUUUGCGUUAGCGGUUCAGCCUCAGCGCUUAUAUGUCCGGUGAUUGACGGUCAGUUACCAUUUCAGCCACAUCAUUGUCCACAUUCGCGCUGUCAAUAGGUACUCGGGUCCCUGUCAAUGUUCUUGAUUCAUACUCGCAACUUCUCUUUGACUCUCUCUGCUACCUUCCCUGUACUUUCACGGAUACCAUCUCUGCUCUGGCAAUGUUCGGAACAUGUCGUCCAAGUUCUUUACCUGGACGAAAGGCGACCGCAAGUAUGCCCCAGAAGGACAUCGCUCGGCUGGUGUGGUACCCAUACCCGCCGAGUGUAUCAGCAUCAAAGGAAUGGAUCUCGAACAAGGAGCAAAGGAUAUUGGCAGGUCCCGGCGCGAAGCAAUACCACCGUCCUUCGAUUUAGAGUCAAUGUCGCCAUUGCAGCAUGCACCUGUGCACAACGAGUCUAUCGCGCUACAUGAUGCUGCCGUGCAAUCCGCGACAAGUCUCAUGGCGGUCAUGAACGACAUGCUUCGCUCACCACACAUAUCCGCACAUCUGUCAGCGCAGCGUGGUAACGGCCUUACGCCGAUGUAUGGAAGACCGAGAUCACAUACAGCACCAUCUACACCUCUCGUCGAGGCACCAUCUGUGGGACCGGUCGAACUACCCGGCUCUCUCCUUGCAAGCAAGCGCUCGAUACUCUCGCUACACCAGUCAAUAGACGGCACUGCCACCAAACCGGUCGUCCAGUCUCCGGUUCAAACUGCACUAGGUACGAGCAUUGUGAGGCCCCGGAGCAGUCCGCAAGAGGCAACUUACAGCCUGCCACAUGUUCCCGUUCGUAGUAGCGACGGGUUUCCACUUCAGACCUCCCUGUAUCCAUCUGCGCAGCUGUCACCUCGAUCUCAAAGUAGCAGCCCGCAACGGUUCUCGAGAAAGUUCGGUAACGCGACGCUUCCAAUAGCUGGCGAUGAUCUCUUUGAAACUCGCCAUGUUGGAGAAACGAUGCAGGCCGCAAAACGCCCCUCGCUGUAUGCUGUCUCGUCACGGCUCUCUCAGCGCUCGAGUGUUGGAACAGGAAGCAACUCCUCUAGAGUCGGCAGCAGCUCGGCCGUACCGCAGCUGACAACAUCUGUAACGAAACAGUCUUGUUCGCAAUGCUCGAAUUUACAGCAGCAAGAUGUUGAACGGGCACUGCUUGAGCACAUAACCAUCAUGCGAUCAACGCACGAAGCUCACCUCCAUAGCUUACGUGAAGCACACCUAAGGGAGCUCGAGUCCAGCCGCUCGUACAUAGAGUUCUUGGAAAGCCGACAUGGGCUCAGUGAUCUGCGUCAGGGAGUCAGCAAGCGAGAGCUGUCUCUCGAUACCUCGCAUGUGCGAGUCAUGAGUGACGAGAUGCAUAGUGCAGGAGCUUCAGCGACUACUCAACGAUCAUCCAGCUCACUCGAAAGUCAGAAGCGAGCGUCGCAAGAAGCAGUCGCGGAGGCAGAGGCGCUGAAGCGUAAGUUAAGCCUUGUGAGGAAGGCGCAAGCAGAGUCCGGUGAGGUACGUCGGGAACGCGACCAUCUCCGCGAUACGGUGGAGACAAGCGACCGUCGCAUCAUCCAACUCAAAGACAUCAUGCGGAAGUCCAAGGAGCAGGAAAAGACGCUUCGAAACACUGUUGCGGACCUCGAGGGCCGCCUCGCCGCUGCGAAUAUUGAGCGAACCGAUGUCCUCGAAGGCUUUCACGAGGCCUCGCAGCAGAUACUCAAACUUAGCGCAAGCGAACAGUCACUCAGGCAAGAAGUCCAGGAUCUGCGCAGCCGGCUCAUCCACGCCAAUGGUCGGCAUGCUUCUGACACGACACUUGCACUACCGGAGAAGAACAGCCAAUGCCGUCCCAGGCACAUUCGUACCAAGUCGGAUGUCGGUGGGAUUGCUGGCAACCAAGAUCCGAUCCUGCAGCAGAAUCUGGAGUUGCGACGACUUCUGGCGGAGGCGAAAGGCAAGAUCAGUCGCUUAGAGCAGAUGCCACCAGUGUUACAGACAGAUGCGGAUGCCGCAAGAAUGACACAGCUUCAAGCGUCAUUGCGCGAUCACAAGCAUAUGCUCGCCGUAGCACGAGCUGAUUCAGAGCGAUAUAAUGGUCUUCUACACAGCGAGUUGCGCCGACAGAGUCGCUUCGCAGCUCAGCACAUUCAAGCUGCAACGCCGAAGGUUGAAGGUAAUGCGUUGUUGGACGCCACCGAGAAGGCCAAGAUCGUUUCCCAGUCUACAAGGACAGCUAACCUUGAGCAAGAUAUGCAGUCAUUAGGACGGGAAGUUGAGUACUGCCUAAAGGAAAUAGUGCUUUACAAGCUGGACGUUAGAGGCUAUAGGAAGGAUCUCAAGAAAGCGCAGGCGACAAUCGCAAAGCUUCAGGCUGUACAGAGUGCAAGACCGCCCACGCCGGACGGUGACAGCGCAUCCAGCGUCCAUAGUAGCGGGAGUGCUGAUCCGGAACGGCCAGCCGCACAAGAUGGCGAUGCGCUAUCAGGCCUCGGGAUUGCGCUUAAAGAAGGUCCAGAUACAGCCCAGAGAACGGUUGCUUCCGCCACUGCUGCAGCGUUGAGAUCCAAAACACCACCCCUAACGUUUACAGUCGGCAGCCCACCACACCGACCCAGGACACCCAUGGGCGUGCACAAGAAGCUUCCAAAGCCGCCGUCUGCGCGUACGCCAAGCCCGUUGCCAGAAACAGAGCCUGCUACUGUGAAGCUACAAAGAGGCGCAACUCUUCGUUCACUGUCCGAGUCCAUUAUUUCCUCUUACGCCAAGCGUAACACGCCUGAACUGGACAUCGGUGUAACACAUUCGGCAGUCAGACAAGAGGACAUACAAGCACGGCCAUCGGGCUCUCACCCGCCCAUGCCGGCAAUGUCCGCAGCGCCGACUGAUUGAUACAAUAUCUAAUGAAAGUUUGGCGUCAUGUGUGUUUCAAGUCACUACACUAACGUGAUGAUAAGGAGACUGGAAUAUGGCAAUAUAUAGCCGACAUUAAUAGAUAUAACGAUGCU